UGCGUAUAAUUAUGAAAACGAAAGCCCCACGAACCCGGACUGGAGGGAUCCAUCCAGGUCCGUAAUACGAAAGCAAUUUUGGCCUAGCUGAGAGCAUAGUGCAACUCAUUCUGGAUCAACUGGUUGUACAGUGCCUCUGUUAAAGCCGGGAUUGCACUCGCAGUAGAAUCACCCAACAAACCCAUUUCCUGCAAGGCGGAUUCCAGUUGACGGAGAGAGAAGAGAGAGAGAGAGAGAGCUCAAUCCAUGGACCAAAGCAAAUGAGAAGUUCCCUUUUCAUCCAUUUAUAUCUGGUGCCAUAACGCAUAAAAGUAAUAUGCCAUUGAUGAUCAGUGCUUAAUGGAGUCUCCUGACAACAAAACAAGGGUCCCAUGCAGGAUUGGAGAUCGAUCAACCAGUGAUGUUGUUGUAAGAUUACGAACUCAAGAAGGCCGAGAUGAUUGGGUAUACUGUCAUUCCCAUGUCCUUACAAAGAACAGCAAGUAUUUUGCUGACCGUUUAUCUGAGAAUUGGCCUACCUGUCAGAUUCUUGAUUCACGCAACUGUGUUGAAGUUUACUGUCAAGAAACUGACAUGGACUACCAUAUUAGUGUCUUACGCCUAUUAUAUGCUACUAUGGAUGGUCCAAUGACUGACAUGUGUCAUGGUGUUAGAAAUGCUCUUGGCACUCUUCGGGUGGCCAAUGAGCUUGGAUGCCCACAAAUAAUUGCUGCUUGUGUGGAAUACUUGGAAGCUGUCCCUUGGGAAGAAGCCGAGGAGGAGGAGAUUCUAAGAGUCAUACCAGGCAUGGGAUCACAAGCAGAACUAAUCCUUGCCCGUCUCCAACCAGUUAAUGUAGCAGCUAUUGUCAGGAUUUUCGUCUCAGCCUUACGUUUUGCAACAUCGUCCCCCUCUUCAUCCAUGUUUGAUUUAAAGACCUCAGCUCAAGAGCAGCUCGAGUACAUGCUUACUGAAGAUGAUGAUGCCCCUUUACUAACAGCUGAUGAUGAGAUAAAAUCAGAAGUAAGAGAAUGUGUGAGGAACCUGUUAGCCAGAUUUAACAAUCUAUUAGAAUCUUUGCAAUGUGAGUCCGACCAAGUUUCUGCAGUAUGGAAAAUGGCGUCAUUCCAAUCCUAUUUAACAGACUUGUCAUGGGCUUGUCAGAUAUUGACCAAAUUGGAUAUAAUGAGAGAAAUUGUUGUAAGUUGGAUGGAGGCAUCAGAAAGUGUAGUGAAGGUUGUUGAGCAAGCUAGUCCGGCAAAGACAAAAUUGAAGGUUAUUGAGCUCACAGCAAAGAUUUUAGAGGCGAUGGGGUAUGGUACUGUAAUUUUGUCCACUGCAAAACGCCUUAACAUGGUGAAGGUCUGGCUUCCGUUUGUGAGGGUAAUGAGGCCUUUGAUUGAUUCUGCCUCGGCUGAUCAUGGGGAUGGUCUAGAACUUAAAGUGGAUGGUGAGUUAUGGCAAUCCUUGGAGUCGGCAUUCGUUUCAAUCAUUCUUGCAUUGCCAUCUGGGGACCAGGCAGAGAUUUUGACCGAGUGGUUGGAAAAUAAGCAUAUUCACUACCCGGACCUGACGGAGGCAUUUGAGGUGUGGUGUUACAGGUCCAAGGUUGCCAAGAGAAGACUAGCAUUAUUGGGGGCAGCCAAGGUAUGACCAAAAUCCUAUUACCCUUUUCUCCGCUGUUUUUUUGCCCGCUAAUUGCACUGGAAAGUGACCAGAGCGCGGCUUAGAACUGCAAAUAGUGCAGAAGAUGUUGCAUCUAAAUCAGUGACUUGUACUUUAUUCUCAUUCUUCCAGAAUGACAAUGGUAGUACUGAGGCCCUUGUAAAUCAAUUGAUGCUAUGUCUUGCCCAAUUGUAUAUUUUUUUAUAGCUAUCUUAGAGCGAUCCAGACAAAGUUACAUGGAUGUAUCAUCUGCUGGAACAUAACAUGAAGAUUCUAAAUUUGUAUAAUUUAAAUUUUGUCAUCUGAACAGAUGGAUCUUUUUUGAGUUGAGCCAUAUGUUUUAGUGAACUUGUA
This is a messenger RNA of Camellia sinensis, 1998 nucleotides long. Its product is annotated as BTB/POZ domain-containing protein. Lineage: Eukaryota; Viridiplantae; Streptophyta; Magnoliopsida; Ericales; Theaceae. The record is from RefSeq and is a predicted model, not a curated record. Gene Ontology annotation, molecular function: protein binding.